Drosophila busckii is the source of this 4182-nucleotide messenger RNA. It is a transcript of the gene c12.2, whose product is annotated as von Willebrand factor A domain-containing protein 8. The transcript has 7 exons. Lineage: Eukaryota; Metazoa; Arthropoda; Insecta; Diptera; Drosophilidae. Gene Ontology annotation, cellular component: cytoplasm. The record is from RefSeq and is a predicted model, not a curated record. Bases 1 to 4182 code for a protein of 1393 amino acids. Gene Ontology annotation, molecular function: ATP binding; ATP hydrolysis activity.
AUGCUGGCAAAAUUACAAUUUCGUAGCAGCUACCUGUUGCGUCAUAGUCUCCAGCAAGGAACCUGGAGGCGCAGCUGGGCGACCACAGCCAAAGAUAGCAAUGCUACUGGUGGCGACACAUUAACCAUAGGCGACAUAAGCGUGCCGCUGAGCCAACCAAAGCAGCCACAAUUGGUGCCACAGCAGUAUGUUAGCUAUGCGGAAGAUGGCAGCAUGCAGUUAACGCAAACAGCGCUGCAUCAUUUGCGCUGGAUGCUGCAGAAGGAUGCGCUAAAGCAGGACAUGUUUCUGCUAGGACAGCCAGGACCGCUGCGACGUCAGCUGGCCAUGCAGUUUCUGGAGCUAACACAGCGCGAGCUGGAGUAUGUGGCGCUUAGCAGAGAUACCACCGAGAGUGAUCUGAAGCAGCGACGCGAAAUACAAAACAAGGCAGCCAUUUAUCAUGAUCAGGGUGCAGUGCGUGCGGCGCUGCAUGGCCGUGUGCUGGUGCUGGACGGCGUGGAGCAUGCCGAGCGUAAUGUGCUGCCCGUGCUCAACAAUCUGCUGGAGAACCGUGAAAUGCAUUUAGAGAAUGGCAAAUUUCUAAUGGCGCCCAAGCGUUAUGACAAACUACUGGAGACACACUCAGCGCAACAGCUGGAGGAUUGGGGCAUAUUACGCGUCUCGGAGCACUUUCGCGUGGUGGCCUUGGGUUUGCCCGUGCAAAAGUACAAGGGCACACCACUGGAUCCGCCGCUGCGUUCACGUUUUCAAUCGCGUCAUGUGCUGCCGUACAGCUUUAGCGAACUCUACGAUGAACUGCACCAGCUGGCGCCCGCUGUGCCUGGCGAGCAACUGAAGCAGUUGCUUACCUUUGCGCUAACGCUGCAAAAGGCCGACGAGGCGCUACAGCUGCCCGACUUUCCCAUGCACAAUCUGCGUUUGGCUGUGCAAAUGCUGCAAGCUAAUGCUGCGCUGAGUCUGCACGAUGUUAUAGUCAUGCUAUAUCCGUAUGCUGCCAUGCUGAAGUCAGAUCAACAGAAGCGCGUGCAGGAGCUGCUGACAAGUUUGAAAAUUAAACGUGUGCGUGGUCAGCAGGUGCAACGCAUUGCCAGCACGCUGAAGGCUGAAAACAGCAUAGAGCUGCAGCUGGAUGAGCUGCGUCUUAGCUUAGCCAAACAAAGCUCUGACAGUGUGGCAACAACAGCGCCGCUCAGCUUUGUUGACUUGCCGCAUCAGCGUCAAACGCUCGCCGCGCUGCUGCAGGCAUUUGCUUUGGGCGAUGUCUGCCUGCUGGGCGAGAAGGGCGUGGGCAAGCUGACGCUUACCAAGCAGCUGCUGCAGCUGCUACAGCAGCAUGCGGAGCCCAUAAUGCUAUACGAGGAUAUGACCUCACGCGACUUGGUGCAGCAACGCAUUACGAAUCUAGCGGGCGACACCAUUUGGCGCGAUUCGCCGCUGGUGCGCGCUGCCAAAACCGGCGCCGUUGCAGUGCUGAGCGGACUGCAGCGUUUGCACAAGAGCACGGCCACAGUGCUACAAAGAAUCAUACAGGAUCGCGAGCUGCAGCUAUGCGAUGGCACUCAGCUGUUGGGCAGCGAACGUUACGAGGCGCUGCUGCGUCAGGGGCUGAGCGCUGCGCAGCUGACAGCGCGUGGCGUGCUGCCAAUUCAUCCUGGCUUUCGCAUAGUGGCGCUGGCGGAGCCACCAGCAGUGGGCGUAGGCGGCGCGCAGCCCAGCUGGCUGACAUCGGAGUUUCUUAGCUUGUUUCUGUAUCAGGAGCUGCGACCGCUGCAGCAGAGCGAGGAGCAGCAGCUACUGACGCAACUCUGCGGCAACGGCAAACUGCACAAGCAAAUGGAUAAGCUAAUGGCGCUGGCGCAGCUGCUGCGUGGCGCACAGGAUCCAUUGCUGAAGGGUUUGGCGGGCACGCUGUCUACGCGUCAGUUGCUGAAGUUGGCGCGUCGCCUGGACGCGUAUCCCAACAGCGAUGUGCAUGAGCUGCUGACCAACAUGUUUCUGAUGAAGUUUAUGCCGGCGCUGUCGCGUGCAGCGCUGCUGCAAGCGUUCCACGAGGUGGGCAUAGCAGCAGGCAGCGCUGCUGCUGCUGCUGAAGUGCGUCGCGAGAUUAGCAUAGAGCAGCAAACGCUGCGCAUAGGCGAGACGACGCUGCAGCUGCCGUGCGAGUCGCAGGUGCAGCAGUCGAAGGUGCCCAGCACGCUGUUCUAUGAGAUGCCGCAGCAUGUGGCGCUGCUGGAGCGACUGCUGCAGGAUUAUCUAAUAGGCGAGCAUCUGCUGCUGGUGGGCAAUCAAGGUGUGGGCAAGAACAAGCUCAUCGAUCGGCUGCUGGAGCUUAUGCGACGCCCACGCGAAUAUCUGCAGCUGCAUCGGGACACCACAGUGCAGAGCCUGACGCUGCAGUCGACGCUGCGCGAUGGCCAGGUCAUAUACGAGGACAGUGCGCUGGUCAAGGCUGUCAAGACGGGCCAUGUGCUGGUGGUGGACGAGGCGGACAAGGCGCCAGUCAAUGUCACCUGCAUUCUGCGCACGCUGGUCGAGAGCGGCGAAAUGUUGCUGGCCGAUGGACGCCGCAUUGUGCCAGCGGGCGCUAGUGCUGCCGCCGAUGCGAAUACGAUUGUUACUCAUCCAGAGUUUCGUUUGGUCGUGCUGGCCAAUCGUCCUGGUUUUCCGUUCCUGGGCAACGAUUUCUUUGCCGCACUCAGCGACGUUUUCAGCUGUCAUGCCAUUGAUAAUCCCACGCCGGACUCGGAGAUCUAUUUGCUGCAGCAGUAUGGACCCAAUGUGCCCAAGGCCACGCUGCGCAUGCUGGUGAAUGCCUUUGGUGAGCUGCGCACUCUCGCAGAUGAGGGACUGCUCAAUUAUCCGUACAGCACGCGCGAAGUGGUGAGCAUAGUGAAGCAUUUGGAGCGCUAUCCGCAGGAGCACAUGGCGGAGCUGGUGGGCAAUGUGCUGGACUUUGAUCGCUAUCAGCCGGAGGCACUGCAGCAGGUUACGCAGGUGCUGGCCAAGCAUGGACUGCCCAUUGAGGCCUAUGCGCGCGACGAGCUGCAAAUGCUGCGCCAGCAAAAGCAGCUGCAGGCUCUGGUGAAACGUGACAGCGGCUUGGGUGUCUCCGGGCCCAAGUUCGGCAAGCUGGAUCCCAAGAAUGAGCCGCAUGUGGGCGGCAACACUUGGGCAGGCGGCAGCGGCGGACGCGACACUGCCGGGCUGGGCGGCAAGGGUGGGCCCUUUCGCCUGGACAAGGGACACCAGGUGCAUCAGUUGAGCGAUGAGGAGAAGGCCGAUGUGCCGGAGGAAAUCAAGCGUGCCGCGCGUGAAAUGAAUCGCAAGGCAUUCGAGCAAAAGCUGGAGGAGAUUAAGAUGUCCGCCCAUGAUCAUCAGCUGUAUGCGCAGUUCAGCGAACCGAAUCGCAAGCAGGUGCAGCAGCUCAAGGCCAUACUGGAGGCCAUGCAGACAAAGAGCAAGGAGCGCCAGUGGCAAAAGUAUCAAACGCAUGGCGAGCUGGACGAUACGCGUUUGAUUGAAGGCAUUGCCGGUGAUAAGAAUAUUUACAGACGACGCGCCGAGGCUAAUCCGUGGGCGGAUCAUAUGCAGGAGAAGCCAAAUCGUCUCAAGCUGGUGGUGGAUGUCUCUGGCUCCAUGUACAGAUUCAAUGGCUACGAUGGUCGCUUGGAUCGCCAGCUGGAGGCUGUUGUCAUGGUCAUGGAGGCUUUCGAGGGCUACGAAAAGAAAAUAGCAUACGACAUAAUCGGACACAGCGGCGAGGGCUGGGAGCUGCCCUUUGUAAAUGUCGGCAGCGCACCCAAGAACGACAAGGAACGCUUCGAGGCCAUUCGCAUGAUGCACGCCCAUUCGCAGUUCUGCUGGUCCGGCGAUAGCACCGUAAAGGCGGCGCGUGAGGCCUGCUCGACGCUCGCCGCUGAGCAGGAUUAUGAUAAUGCCAUUGUGGUGGUGCUGAGCGAUGCGAAUCUGUCGCGCUAUGGCAUUGCGCCCAAGGAUCUGGCGCAGGCGCUUAAGCGUGGCGAGCCCAAGGCCAAGGGCUAUGUCAUCUUCAUAGGCAGUCUGGCUGAGGAAGCGGAAGAAAUCAACAAGGUGAUGCCUGCUGGUCAGAGCUUUGUCUGCAUGGAUCUCAGCAAGCUGCCGCAGAUACUGAAGCAAAUCUUUACCUCAUCGCUGCUGUAG